AUGCAGUCCUCCACGAUUGAGCGAGUGGGCGGCUCGCAGUCGGCUCAGCCGUCUUCAUCGGAUGAUGCCGACCUCACAUCGCCUGCUAACCUGCGCAAGUUGGUACUCAAUUAUCUCUUGCAUCACUGCUACACCGAAACCGCCACUGCUUUUGCCAAGGAUGGCAUCAUCGGUGAUUUAUACGGGUGUGAGUCAUCCACGCUUGUCAACUCGGCUGAUGCUCCUGGUUCGAGCUCCACCGGCAUUCGCACAGCCCCCUCUACCUCCACCGCAUCUGGCUCAAGGAGUCCUGCAGCUCCCGUCGCCGACUCGCCUCUUCGAACUAUCACAACAGGCAAUGCAGGUGGACGUCAGGCGCAUCCUUUGUCCGCACCUCCGCUCUCGCGCGACGACUCGAGCAUGGAGAUCGAAGUGGAAAAUUUGCUUCCCACAUCUUCGGAACAUACCGACGCUUCUACAUUCCAUCAGCGUGAGCACAGCUACGGCUUGUCGAAUGGCGCGCCGAGCCACUCGAAUGGCCACUCUUCCGGUUCUAGAAGCAAUGCAGCUGUCUACGAACAAGCGCAGGAUGAUGACCAAGACCUCGAGGAUGCAGAGCUGGCCACGUCCGAGUUGGAGGAUGUGCCAGACGAGAUCGACGUCGACAUCAGCCCUGACCUCACCGCGGAAGAUCUUCGGAAUGUUCGCGCACGCAAGCAAAUCAAGGAAUACAUCAUUUCGGGCCAAAUCCGACAAGCGAUGGACAUGAUCAACGAAUGCUUUCCUACCGUGCUCAACAGCAGCGCUGCAGCCGCCAGUGGCAGCGGCAGCUCGAACGUUUCAAAAGCGUCGCGCACGAAAGCCAGUAGUAGCGCCAGCUCUAGCAGUACUAGCGAAAAAGUGCUCCCGGCGAACCCUACCUCGAUGGAACCUGACCACCUGCUGCUCAAUAUGCAGAUCCAAGUAUUUAUCGAAGCCAUCCGAUCUGCGUCCUCGGCGCAACUGGUGCCUUCCUCCACGCCCCAACUGAGCGCAUCGAAUAGCGGCCUGCCUUCGCUCGCAUCUACCACGCCGGGCAUUGCUGCUUCAGCCAUCUCUCGCGCAGCGUCGCCCGCACCGUCCGCGUCCUCCUCCAAUGGCUCCACCACCUCGGCGACGGGCACCAAUGCAGCGCUGAAUCCGGCUCUGCAUUCAGCUCUCGCCUACGCACAGGGGCUCUACGCUUCGGCGCAAAAGCUACCGAGCUUCUGGCGUGCCAUGUACCUCAAGGAGCUCGAGCAGGUCACCGCUUUGCUCGCCUACACCGACGUCGAGCGCUCGCCCGUACGUCGCUUCUUGCAUCGCUCCAGAAAGGUGGCGCUGGCAGAACAGGUGAAUUCGGCGAUCCUGUUGAGGAGUGGCAAACCGAGCCAACCGUUGAUCGAGGUGGCGGUCAGGCAGACGACGUUGCUGUGGUUCCAUUUACAGGCGGAAGAGGUGCAGGUGCCCAUAGGUCAUCCUGUGUUUGGCUUGGUUGCGGCGGGUGCCGGUGGUGCGUACGAUGGCGCAGCAGCAGCAGCAGGCGCAGCGGCUGGCGCGGCAAAGAAGCAAACCAAUACCAGAAAGCUGCCACCGUGGGGGUUUGCAAGUUUCUUGCUCGAGAGGUGA
Messenger RNA from Mycosarcoma maydis (corn smut), 1626 nucleotides. RefSeq lists its product as uncharacterized. The record is from RefSeq and is a predicted model, not a curated record. The transcript has a single exon. Gene Ontology annotation, biological process: proteasome-mediated ubiquitin-dependent protein catabolic process. Gene Ontology annotation, molecular function: protein binding. Bases 1 to 1626 code for a protein of 541 amino acids. Gene Ontology annotation, cellular component: cytoplasm; nucleus. NCBI's taxonomy places the organism in Eukaryota, Fungi, Basidiomycota, Ustilaginomycetes, Ustilaginales.